Messenger RNA from Thunnus maccoyii (southern bluefin tuna), 4770 nucleotides. RefSeq names its product gamma-aminobutyric acid receptor subunit beta-2. The transcript has 9 exons. Gene Ontology annotation, cellular component: GABA-A receptor complex; membrane; neuron projection. Gene Ontology annotation, molecular function: GABA-A receptor activity; neurotransmitter receptor activity; extracellular ligand-gated monoatomic ion channel activity. The record is from RefSeq and is a predicted model, not a curated record. The coding region runs from base 597 to 2033 and encodes 478 amino acids. Gene Ontology annotation, biological process: nervous system process; signal transduction; regulation of membrane potential. NCBI's taxonomy places the organism in Eukaryota, Metazoa, Chordata, Actinopteri, Scombriformes, Scombridae.
CAUUGGUUUCAUUAUCUCACAUGCGCUGUCACAUAAUUAUAAAGUGGAAGUUUGAGUUGGUUGUCAACUUGAAAACCCAGGCUAUUGAAUCGACUACAGUAAAGCUGAUAGCUCUCUCCAGUCCUGUUGUCACGCUGAAGAAGUUACGCACAUUUACACUGGGGGCUGUCCAGUCUAGACUUCCGCUGGAGCCCCGGAGCAGCACUACUGGAGCAGCGGGGUUAAGUGCCUUGCUCAGGGGUAACUACAUGGUUGUUGACGGGAGUCUGAAGAGCGAACGGAGAGAGAGACAAACCCACCCCCAUAAAACUCCCGUGGAUUCGAACCACUGACUUUCCUGUUAUAGUUGCCGCUUCUCAAACAGUCACACCGGGAGACCCCCGUAUGCCCCUGAGUAACUCGUACUCUUGAUUCUCCUUUAAAUUUCCUCCGUGGCUGGGUACUACCUCUGCCACUACCAUCAGCAGCAGCAGCGCUGCCUCUUGAUGUUGUGGUCGGGAAUACGCAUGCGCCCGGCAUUGGAAUUACUGCACUGGCAAGAAUAAGUUGGAUCUCGACUGUCUUCACUAAAAGAAAAAAAAAGACUAAAUAAAAGUAUGGCAGUGUUCAGAAUAAGAAGAAUGAGGUGUUUUUGCGUCUGGUUGUUCCCCCUCGUAGUGGUCGUGGUGUGCGCCCAAAGUGCCGGUGUCAAUGACCCUAGUAAUAUGUCUUUGGUUAAAGAAACGGUGGAUAGACUGUUGAAAGGUUAUGAUAUACGAUUGAGGCCAGAUUUCGGAGGUCCACCGGUUGGAGUGGGAAUGAAUAUAGACAUAGCCAGCAUAGACAUGGUAUCAGAAGUCAAUAUGGACUAUACAUUGACAAUGUACUUCCAGCAGGCCUGGCGAGACAAGCGGCUGUCCUACUCUGAGAUUCCCCUCAACCUGACCUUAGAUAACCGGGUGGCUGACCAGCUCUGGGUACCUGACACCUACUUCCUCAAUGACAAGAAAUCGUUUGUCCAUGGUGUCACAGUGAAAAAUAGAAUGAUCCGACUGCACCCGGACGGUACAGUACUGUACGGUCUAAGGAUCACUACCACCGCUGCUUGUAUGAUGGACCUGAGAAGGUAUCCACUGGAUGAGCAAAACUGCACACUGGAGAUAGAGAGUUAUGGUUACACGACAGAUGACAUCGAGUUCUACUGGCGAGGAGGAGACAAUGCUGUGACAGGGGUUGACAAGAUUGAACUGCCCCAGUUCUCCAUUGUGGAUCAUAAGCUCAUCUCCAAGAAUGUUGUCUUCUCCACAGGUGCUUACCCUCGUCUGUCCCUGAGUUUUAAGCUGAAGAGAAACAUUGGGUACUUCAUCCUGCAGACAUACAUGCCUUCUAUCCUUAUCACCAUUCUCUCCUGGGUGUCCUUUUGGAUCAACUAUGAUGCUUCUGCUGCCAGAGUGGCUCUAGGUAUUACCACGGUGCUCACUAUGACUACCAUUAACACCCACCUGAGAGAAACCCUCCCCAAAAUCCCCUAUGUUAAGGCCAUAGACAUGUACCUCAUGGGCUGCUUCGUCUUUGUCUUCCUGGCUCUGCUGGAGUAUGCACUGGUAAACUACAUUUUCUUUGGACGGGGCCCUCAGCGUCAGAAAAAGGCAGCUGAGAAGACAGCUACAGCCAACAACGAAAAGAUGAGGAUGGAUCCAAACAAGAUGGACGCACAUGAAAACAUCUUGUUGGGCACCCUGGACAUCAAGAAUGACAUGGGAGUUUCAGAGCUGGCUUUGGGUCUGAACGACCCACGGAAUACCAUGCUGACAUACGACAGCUCUACUCUGCAGUACCGCAAAGCGGGGCUGGCCAGGCACAACUUUGGCCGAAACACACUGGAGCGCCACAUGACUCAAAAGAGGAGCCGACUACGGAGGCGAGCCUCACAGCUAAAGAUCACCAUCCCAGACUUGACUGAUGUAAACUCUAUUGACAAAUGGUCAAGGAUGAUCUUCCCAACUGUCUUUUCCUUUUUCAACAUUGUUUACUGGCUUUACUACGUCAAUUAAAAGAAAAAAAAAGGGACAUCAGUGAAGGCAAGAACAAACAGCAAAAUAUGUUGCUCAUUUCUUGUUUGUAUCUGGUUUGUUUCAUUUUUUGUGAUCUUGUAACACUGGACUUAAUUACUAUAUUCAGGACUGGAUCCAUCAUAUCUUGGAAUACCACAUUUGCUGGCUAACACAUGAAAACCUUAUAGAAGAGAGAUUACAAACAUAUAAGGUGCCUGUUUCGAAGUCAUUGUUUAGAAUUUUACACAUUUUGUGAAUUGUGUUUCUUUGCAUAUUUUUAAUGUUUUUAUUAUGUUAGAUUUACAGUAUAUAUAAUUCAUUGCCAAAUGAAUAUCAAUUAUAUACAAGUUGACAUAUUGGUUUUAAAUGUACUUUCACUGAGACUGCUUACAAGUGCUGAAGGAAGCCUCAGGUCAACUGGGUUUUCUAAGAUAAAUUAUGUCAAGGAAACAAAAUCUCUUGCUAACAGAAUUAAUUUCAUACUUAUAUUAUAAGGGCCUGCAGUUCACAUUUUACAAUAUCAUGUAAUGUGAAAGAAAUUUCAGAUUCAACCUUUUUCUACCUUAAAAUAUUGGGAGACACUUUAUAAUUUAUUUCUAAGCAUUUUUCAGUUCAUAAACUAUAUAAUAAGGUGGCAUUAAAUAUUACCAACUAAGACCAUUCCAAAACUUCCAGAUUUUAAUUCAGAGUGUUCUCAAGAAGCUGAUUGAAGGUAAAAAAUGAGUUAAUGUAAAGAAGCAUAAAGAUAAGAUAUAUAUGUGAAUUUUCAUAAUUUUGUUUUAUCCACUGUGUCAAACUGAUGAAAUAGAUAAAAGAACAGAGAGAGAGAGAGUGAGAGAGAGAAAUAUGUCAGGAGAAAAUAUCAGAUAUUUGUCUUUAGCCAAAUUGGCUUCAGUUACUCAAGUAUUAUCAUUAUUGUUAUUUUUGAAUUUUACCCCAAGGCACAUGUGCACAAUAUGUCUUUGGGGAUGACUGUAUCUGAAGAAACUAGUUUAGUUCUUAAGCAACUAUAUGUAAAUAUCACCUGUAUAGCAUUUAUUGUAGAGGUAAUAUGACCUACAAAAUUCCCUUUUCAGCUCUCUGUUCACAACUGCUAUAAGGGCACUUUAUUAUCCAUGGCGAUUCUUUUGUGGUUUAAGGAAAACAUAGAUGGCAAAGCUAAAAGGACUCUUUUGGUCCACUGAAAGGCCAGAUUGCAUAAAAAGCACAAAAACCAUAAAAUGUUAGCUAUUAACACUAUAAUUUUAUUUUAUUUAAAUUUUUUUAGUGCUGAUCAUUUUUGUUCUUGUUGCCAAUAAGUCUGUAUAUUGUAUUUGCCUCCUAAGUCAGAUUUAUAUAAUUAUGAUAGGUUGAGAACCUUAUGCAUUGUUUCCAGAAUGAAAAAUGGGUUGAUGACCAUAAAGGAAAAGAUUAACUUAUUACAGAUUAUUACAGAUUAUUUACAAAUGAUGCAGUGCUUUUGGCUGUAUGUACGCAAAGUAAAUUUUAUAAAACAUUUUGCACACAAAUUCUUAAAAGCCAUAUUGGCUGAACCGUAGUUCUUCUAAUACCUGGUGCUUAUGGAGGCUGUAUUAAGAUGAACUUCAUUGAUAUGACUAUGAUCACAUUUUAUGUUCCACCAAGAUUAAAAUGUAAAAAUACAACUGGGGCUGCAGUACACAAGAGUAUCAUAUCCUGCUAUACUCCUCCCCAUAGAUUUGCCACAUUGUCCAUAUGAAUGAACUCUGUGUAUACAGAGAAGAGGCCAUAACACCAAAGUACCAAAUCAUAUAUUUAAGAGUGAAAUGCAAACUGUCUCUCAGAAUUCAAGUCAGAGGAGCCAGUGUGCAAAGUUGAUUAGUUUUGCUGUGAGUGACAAAGGCUCUUGUGAAAUUCUAAGGUAAUUCCAAAAAUCACACUGAAAUGAGGCCUGGUAAAUUGAGCCUUUUACCCCAUUUACACCUGGCAAUCCAUAGCUGGAUACAUUAUUUGGAUAAGGAAUGCAUUUCAUGCAUAUGCAUUUUAAUGCAAGGGAUAAAUUCAUUGGGAUAGGAAUGUGAUCAGCUUAGCAAGUCCACCUUUGGAGGUGGUCAGGCUCGCAUUGUGAUCGAUCUCAAUCUGUGCAGCAUGACCACAUUCAUCGGAAAAGAAAAGUAGCCCAGCAAACUGAAAGGUCAACUACCUCUACCUCUUUGAGAUAGCUUAAGCAAGCCCUGCAAACGUAGCUAGCAAGUCUUCUCCUGCAUAAAUUUGAUUUUGAAAUGAAUGAUGUUUGUUCGUGGUAUUGCUUUCCUUGAUCUGGGAUGCACCAUUUGUAUUGUCAAGUCUGCCAGUCAUUGAGAUCGAGUCACAAAAUGGGCACAAUUAAGAUAACAAGAACACAUUUUAAAACCAUACUGGUAUAAAUGCUAAGACCCAUGGAUUGAAUGUCAUUAUCCAUAUGAUGUGUCAGGUGUAAAUGGGGUCUUUAUCUCCUUUGUCUCACAUGCUUCUUAUGAGUUCACCUAAAACAACAAGGACCUAACUCAAAGGGUUAAUUUCUUCUGAUCUGUCAUUCAUUUUGACUGUGGAUGUGUGAGUGAAAACAUUAGUGGAUUAAAACAUUAAUAUUCUAAUUGUCUACUUAAAAUGUAGCCAUGUUUCACUGCAUGCUCUGUACAGUAGUAACUCCUGAUUUUUGUUUCUCACUCAAUUGUUUCAUUUCAUUGGUGCUUUUUGUGUUUUUAAGUCACCUCAUAAAUAAGCAUACAUAAGUAUG